Molecule: messenger RNA, 366 nt
Organism: Debaryomyces hansenii CBS767
Lineage: Eukaryota; Fungi; Ascomycota; Pichiomycetes; Serinales; Debaryomycetaceae
Product: DEHA2D07546p
Exons: 1
Coding region: 1-366 (121 amino acids)
Source: RefSeq, a predicted model, not a curated record
AUGCCAGGGGAACGAACUGGAAUGGCCAUCAGUUACCCCAGCACUCUUAAAGACGUAACAACGCAUAUGUUUACAUAUUUGCUACAUCUAUUAUUAAUAUAUAUUUAUGGUCACAAUAGAUCUAUUUUUGGUCGCAGUUUCAUAAGUCAUCGACAUUGCGGCACCGGUCAACCACGGAUAACGUUCCAUUCACAGCUUUUACCCAUCUUCUACCGUGUAGCAGAGAUGCGGGUCUUACACAGAACGCUAUUUUUAAUUUCCAUCUACAAGGUUCCCCUUAGAAUAAAUGAAAAAAUCUGUCAUUUUAAAACCCUCUCAAAAAGCAAUGAAAUUUCUUGGGUACAAAAUUGCCCCAGUGUUACUUGA